Oenanthe melanoleuca is the source of this 9876-nucleotide messenger RNA. It is a transcript of the gene FILIP1, whose product is annotated as filamin A interacting protein 1. The record is from RefSeq and is a predicted model, not a curated record. The transcript is spliced from 7 exons. Lineage: Eukaryota; Metazoa; Chordata; Aves; Passeriformes; Muscicapidae. The coding region runs from base 637 to 4272 and encodes 1211 amino acids.
CACUGAUAAUUCAGCAGCUGAGGAACUCAGCAAAGCCUGCUCCAAACUUCUCAGCUGUUGACAGGCUUGACUUGCUGAGAACACUGGUUAAAUAUAGCACAAGCGAGCUGAGCUCAACAAAGUCAUUGCUGUAACACUGUGUGAAGAGACCAGAAGAGGGGAAAUACAAUCUGAGAACUAAACUGCCAAAGCCUAACACCACCUAGCAACAGUUGAAAAAACUUUUAAACAAAAGUCUGGGUGAGACACAGACAGAGUAUACCUCCUACUUCUCCUGCCUGGGAUUUCUGCGAGAAGCAGCUCCGGUCUCCUGUUCUCCACCUUUUUCCUUCCUUACUUCAACUGCUGGUAGACCCAGAAAAGUGGGAAAAGCUUCUAUAUUUGUACUCUCCUCAGCUGGAUCACUCUACUCCUGUGGUAGUGCUGUGGGAAGGGCUACUGUGAUCUUGCAAGUCUAAAGGAUAUAUCCCUAGGUCUGUGUUGCUGACAGGGAGCAGCAGGGACCCCAGCCAGCCUCAGGUGGGAGCAGCAGAGGAUGGCACAGGGACAGCUCCACCCUCGACUCCCUCCUCCCCACUGCGGACCUAGGUUCUAGUGAAGCCCCUGCCCUGGGAGCAUCCCUGCACACAGGCAGGGAUGAGAUCCCGAAACCAAGGUGGAGAAAGCUCGUCUAACGGGCACUUCUCCAGUUCCAAGCCUGUCAUCAGCCAUGCAGAGAAUGAAAAACUUCAGGAGGAUGCCAAGAAAAAGAACAAACCUCAUCGGAAGGAAGAUGAGGUCAUGGUUUCAGCAACUGUCAAACGGCACUCAAAAUCACCUGGUCCUAGUGAGAGAAAGAACAAGAAGUCCAUAGAGCUCUCUAAAGAAGACUUGAUAAAACUGCUCAGUAUAAUGGAAGGAGAAUUGCAGGCAAGGGAGGACGUGAUCCACAUGCUGAAGACAGAGAAAACCAAACCUGAAGUUUUAGAAGCUCAUUAUGGGUCUGCAACUCCAGAGAAUGUGCUUCGAGUGCUACACAGGGAUGCCAUCCUUGCCCAAGAAAAAUCCAUAGGGGAAGAUGUCUAUGAGAAACCAAUUUCAGAGCUGGACAGGCUUGAAGAGAAGCAGAAGGAGACGUACCGGCGCAUGCUGGAGCAGCUCCUGCUGGCAGAGAAGUGCCACCGCCGCACCGUUUACGAGCUGGAAAACGAGAAACACAAACACACGGAUUACAUGAACAAGAGCGACGACUUCACCAACCUCUUGGAACAGGAGCGGGAGAGGUUGAAGAAACUUCUUGAGCAAGAGAAGAUCUAUCAAGCCCGGAAGGAGAAGGAGCAUACAAAGAGAAUCAAUAAACUAAGAGAAGAACUAGUCAAGCUCAAAUCAUUUGCACUCAUGCUGGUGGAUGAAAGACAAAUGCAUAUUGAACAACUUGGUCAACAAAGCCAGAAAAUACAGGAUUUAACCCAAAAACUAAAGGAAGAAGAAGAAAAGCUUAAACUUAUUAGUGCAAAAGCAAAAGAAGAUGGACAAAAACUGAUGAAAUUAGAGGCAGAACUUGAACACAAAACGUCAUCAUUUUGUCAAGAACAUGAGGAGAUGACUGCUAAACUGGCUAAUCAAGAGUCACAUAAUAGACAGCUAAGGCUCAAGCUAGUGGGGUUGACUCGCAGAAUAGAGGAGCUAGAAGAAACUAACAAAAAUCUUCAAAAAGCUGAGGAGGAACUUCAAGAACUGAGAGAUAAAAUAGCAAAAGGGGAAUGUGGGAACUCUAGCUUAAUGGCAGAAGUGGAAAACCUCCGAAAACGUGUGCUUGAAAUGGAGGGGAAAGAUGAAGAGAUCACAAAAACUGAAUCUCAGUGCAAGGAGCUGAAAAAUAAACUGCAAGAGGAAGAGCAUCAGAGCAGAGAGUUGAAGCUUGAAGUGGAAAAACUGCAGAAAAGAAUGACAGAAUUAGAGAAGCUGGAAGAGGCUUUCAGUAAAAGUAAGUUGGAAUGCACUCAGCUACACUUAAACUUGGAGAAAGAAAAAAAUUUGACUAAGGAUUUGAUAAAUGAGUUGGAAGUGGUGAAGACUCGAGUGAAGGACCUUGAGACAUCCGAAAGCAAGUUGGAAAAGGCUGAAAUAAGCUUAAAAGAUGACCUUACGAAGCUGAAGUCAUUUACUGUGAUGUUGGUUGAUGAGCGAAAAAAUAUGAUGGAAAAAAUAAAACAGGAGGAAAAAAAGGUUGAGGGCCUAAACAAGAAUUUUAAAGUUGAACAAGGGAAAGUUAUGGAUGUAACAGAGAAAUUGAUAGAAGAAAGUAAGAAAUUUUUGAAACUGAAAUCUGAAAUGGAGGAAAAAGUAUCUAGUUUGACAAAGGAAAGGGAUGUGUUAAUUGGCAAACUGAGAAGUGAAGAAGAGAAAUCAUCUGAAUUAAGCUGUAGAGUUGACCUGUUAAAGAAAAGAAUUGAUGGUAUGGAGGAAGUAGAAAGAGAAAUUACAAGAGGUCGAACUAGGAAAGGAGCAGAGCAUGGUUGUCAUGAGGACAACAAGAUAAAGGAACUUACCAUUGAAAUAGAAAGAUUGAAAAAACGUCUCAAACAACUGGAAGUGGUUGAAGGAGAUUUGAUGAAGACUGAAGAUGAGUAUGAUCAGCUAGAGCAGAAAUUUAGGACGGAGCAGGAUAAAGCUAAUUUUCUUUCUCAACAGUUGGAGGAGAUGAAACUCCAGAUUGCCAAAACGAAAGCAAUAGAAAAAGGUGAAGUAGUGAGCCAGGAGGCAGAGCUGAGGCACAGAUUUCGUCUGGAGGAGGCCAAAAGCAGAGACUUGAAAGCGGAAGUUCAAGCACUGAAGGAAAAAAUCCACGAGCUCAUGAACAAAGAAGACCAGCUUUCUCAGCUCCAAGUCGAUUAUUCAGUUCUACAGCAAAGGUUUAUGGAAGAGGAGAACAAAAACAAGAGCAUGGGGCAGGAAGUUUUGAACCUGACCAGAGAGCUGGAGCUUUCUAAGCGUUACAGCCGCGCCCUGAGGCCCAGCAUGAACGGGAGAAGGAUGGUUGAUGUUCCCGUCACAUCCACCGGCGUGCAGACAGAUUCCCUCAGCAAUGAAGCAGCAGAAGAAGAAACUCCAGCAGUGUUUAUAAGGAAAUCCUUCCAGGAGGAGAAUCAUAUCAUGAGCAAUCUGCGACAGGUGGGUCUGAAAAAACCCAUGGAGCGUUCUUCAGUGCUUGAGCGAUACCCUCCAGCAGCAAAUGAGCUUGCUAUGAGGAAAUCCUGGAUCCCAUGGAUGAAAAAGAGGGAAGCUGGGGCUCAGACAACUCCUGAGAAAGGAGCCCGAACCCACACUAGUCCAGCACAUCCUGGGGAGGUUGUCCUUUCACCAAAGCAGGGUCAACCUCUUCAUAUUCGGGUGACACCAGACCAUGAGAACAGUACAGCGACUUUGGAGAUAACCAGUCCAUCCGCCGAGGAAUUUUUUUCAAGUACCACUGUCAUUCCUACACUGGGAAAUCAGAAGCCACGAAUAACCAUCAUUCCCUCUCCAAAUGUCAUGCCACAGAAAGGAAAAGGCAGUGAAAGUCCCAUGGGCCCAGAGCGCUGCAUGUCUCCAGUCACCAUAACGACGUUCUCCAGGGAGAAGUCCCCAGAGGGAGGGAGGGCACCCUUCGCUGACAGACCCACAUCGCCAAUCCAGAUCAUGACGGUGUCGACGGCUGCGGCGCCGGCAGAAAUCUCCGUCUCUCCGCAGCCACAGGACAUGACCAUGGGAAGGGCUGUCUUCAAAGUCACGCCAGAAAAGCAAACCGUCCCGACUCCCAUCCGCAAGUACAAUGCCAACGCCAACAUUAUUACCACAGAAGACAACAAAAUCCACAUCCACCUGGGCUCCCAGUUCAAGCGCUCCCCCGGCGCCGCCCCCGACGGCGCGAGCCCCGUGAUAACCGUGCGGCCGGUGAGCGUGGCAGAGAAGGAGGUGGUGACCGGCACUGUCCUCCGGUCACCCCGGAGCAGCCUGUCCCCGCGACCUGCAGCCAGCAAGGUGACAAGUACUAUCACCAUCACGCCUGUCACAACAUCUGCCACUCGAGGAACACAAUCAGUGACAGGACAGGACGGGUCAUCCCCGAGACCUACACCCACCCGCAUUCCUGUGUCAAAAGGUAUGAAAGCAGGAAAGCCAGUAGUGGCAGCCCCAGGAGCAGGAAAUGUGGCAAAACUCGAGCCUCGUGCUGAGACUCAGUCUAUGAAAAUAGAACUGAAGAAAUCUUCAGCCAGCAGCUCUGCCUCCCUGGCAGGGGGUCAGGGCUGAUGGCAGUGGCUCAGGGGGUACGUUCUGCAGGUUUUACUGCUGCCAUGGAAGUCAGCUCCCCUGUCUGUGUAGUUGUUCACGUUUGCCUGUACUAACAAAGCCCUGCAGCUGCCACUUAACAACGAACUAAUAAGUGUGUGCACUGACUACUUAAAUAACAAAAUUAUUUAGUUUUCUUACUCAAGUUAAAAAAAAAACAAAAACAAAAAAAAAACUGUCAAAAAGACAAUUUUAUGCCAGGAAGAUUUUUCAGUCUAGGAAGUGAGAAUGGGGUAACUGCACUAGGUUAUUAAUCUAGUUCAGGUUAGGAAUUCUUAAUGAUAGACUUGGUCACUUUUUAGUAGAUCAAAGGAAGUUUGGUCACUUUUACUAGCUUGUUUUCCACCUUAAGGGGUCACUUUCCACCUUUGCUGCUGCACGGUCUGCUUUCCUUCCUGCCUUGAUCACAUUUCUGAAAUGCCACAUGGGCUAGGGAAGCAAUGCCAGAAGACUUGCCAUGCACAUGUGAGGUCCUGUUUUAAUGAAAGCCAGUUCCUCCUGUGUGGGAGGGGAGGAGAAGAAGGAUGGGCACCGUGUGACCAUGUGGCCUUCCCUCUAGGAGCCUCCCAUCAAAAUCACCAUUUUUCAGCCCUGAGAUGCUUUCUCAAGAUAGUUACUAAAUUCAAGGGCAUAGGGAUGUUGCACAAUGUUUGGCAGCAACUUAAUUCUUCCAGGGGGAGUUAACACUUGUAGACAACACUUAGAACCAGGUCCCUGACUUACACACACUGGAAUUCUGCGAGCUCAGGGCUCAGGUGAAGGCUUGUAAGCCAGAAGGUGUUUAGUCUUCAGCAAAAGCUUGAGAAACCCUAUCUGGCAAAAAUUAAUACAAUCCAUUUGUGCCUGCUCCAAAGACCAGUAAAGGCUAUGAAGCAACUCAUUCCAUUGACUGACUAAGUUCCAGUUUUCCUGGUUGGGUCUUACAUUUAAACCUUACUUGCCAAGCACCUUUAUGUCUUAGAGGGUACAGUCAGCACAUACUGCUGAUGGCAGGAAUUGCUACCUAAAGGCACAGCUCAGGUACAGACAGUGAAAGACAGAGGGUUUGGUAGGGAAAUUACUCUCAGUUUUCAGUUAUUUAAAAUAUUUUGACAUAAAAUGCAGACUGCCUUACAAUACCAUGGUCAUCCAUCGUUUUUCCUUCCCUUUUUGUGAUUUCCUCAUCUGUAUGUUUGCAUUUUUUAAGCAUGUUUUAAGGAAUUUUUCCAGCAUGGAAGUAGUGUGGAUACUGAUGAUUGUUAUGAUUGUUUAUUUAAUAACAGUGGCGUUAUUAAAGUGCAUUUCUAUUAAGCAAUCAAUUCUCACAGAAGAGGCACAACCAAAAGAAUGAAGCUGAGCAGACCAAUAAAUGAUGGGUUUAAGGUUGUAUAUGCUUCAACCACCUCACCAAGCUGUGAAGGGCCCAGUGGUUAAAACAGAAAACAAGGUGGGAAGACCACCAAUAAAUUAUAAGUAAAAUUCACAGAAAGGAAAAUGCACCAGUGGUUGAACUGUGAAAUUUGGCCUGGGAGAAGAUACUUGAUGGAAGACUCUGUCACUGAAGGUCAACAAAAUUGUAUUCAAUCCAAGCAAUGUUUAGUUUUCCAUCUGCUUUGCCAUUGCUCUAGAAUUUCAGAUCCAGACACACAACAAUUAUCUUACUGUAAAGCUAGCAUUUUUUUAUCCACAUGAAGGGCAUUUUUCUUUGCUACAUAAGAAAAAGUAGUUUGUUUUUUUUUAUAUAUGUGUAGCACCUAAAAUGCCUGUUAAUUUUAAGGUUCUAGUUCCUAUGAGAUCAAAAAAUCAGAUUAUUAUUAGUAGCAUUUUUUCAUAACUCCUAUCCCCAGUACUUCAGAUAAAACUUAGAAACUGGAAUUAGCAAGAAAUGUGAGUUAUUAUAUCAGAAAUACAUCAGAUCCUCUCAAGUAAUUAUUAUCAUUUAAAAGCCUCAGUAUGUCAACAAAUUGUUGCUGAGAUCUUACUGUUCAUAUUGUAACACAGGCAUUUUAACAGAUAUUUAAAUGGAAAAAAGGGUUUUUUUUUCUGGAUAUUCACUCUAAAUCCUGUUACUGAAGGAAGCUGUAAGGUCAAACCAGUCAAAUAAUAUUGCAAACAUGAUCCCCAAGCUAAUGUGGCUUGAUACAGCUGCCUUAAGCUUUCCAUGUGUCAAAGAAACUUAGUUAACUGUCACCAUACUCAGUGUUCUAUGUAUGGCUGUGGUUGAAAAUCUUGUUUUUGUUUGAGGUCUAAGAAACGAAUUCACCUGAAGAAACAAGGCAGCCUCACAGUACCUGAAAUCUAGGGCACACAAAUUGGCACAGCUGGAGCCAGAGCUGCAGGUACAUGCUGGGAGCUGCUGCUCUAGAGUCAGUAGGAUUUGAUGAGAGAGACUUUAGAAAUUCCAGAGAGGUCAGACUUAGGAUCCUGAUAUUUUUCUCCAGGGGCUGCACAACUAAAAGAGACUUUUGCUCUGUAGCAGAAGUCUAGAAAGUUGGAAUUGGGCAGCUGGUUAAACUGUUAGCUAAAAACAGGUAUUUAGUUACACUCAAAACUUUUGACAUCUGCUUUAAUUGACCUAAUAUUCUUGUUUCCUAAAGGUAGAAGAAGUCCAGAAGUCUUAAAAGUUCAAGCCUUACUAUUUGUGUUACAUUGAAAUUUCCUCUGAAUCUGAAGACAGUUAGUUAAGUUUAGUGACUAGUAAGAUUCUCCAUUCAGUAGGUCAGCUCCAAAAGGCAAUUUAAACAACCAAGUUUAAAAACAGAGCCCAAUCCCAAGAGGCAUCAUGAAGACCUUCUUGAUGUUCUUCCACAGCCCUUGUCUAGUCAGUGUUUCUACUCUGACUUAAAUAUAGCACUGCACCUCUGUACCUCACUGAUCCUUAAUGCAGGUAUUCUGGUAUUUCCUCUGAGCCUUUUAAGUUCAAGCCAUGAUUUCAUGGUCACUUAAAGUCAGGCUUUAACUCCACACUGGACUGAAAAGCUGUAGUCCUGUCUUUGUCACCUCCAGCCAAGGAAGUACUCACUGACUAUGUGGCUGUCCUCUGAGCUGGCACAAGUGUUUGAACUUAACUGGGGAACUGAUCUGAAUUAAAAGGAAUGUGGCAAAAAAGCAUAAAGGCUGGCUUUAACAAAGCUUAGUACCAGGCUCACAGGCCAGAAAAAGAAAGAAGGAGGGCGUAGCAAACCAGUUGGUGUUUUAAAGUGACUGUAGGAUCAUGAAUGCCUUCUAGCAGAUCAAACACUACACAAAAGCAGGGGUAGUGCUGCUUAUUGUCAAAAGCUUUUGAUUGAAACCUUUUCUCAAAGGUAGGAGACAGGUUCCCCUUCUCAACAGUAUGAGGUGACUCAAACCACAUCAGCUGCAGGCAGGCUCACUAGUGGCACUGGCAGCUGAGGAGGAAGAAGGUGGCAUUCUCAUUCCCUCCUGGAAAGACUGAGCCGUUCUGCAUGGAACGCUUCAGUGCUCACUGAGCAGAAACAAGAGAGUGGUUGAGGGGGUCAGGAUAUUGAACUAGGAGGGAGCCUCCCCAAAAAAACCAAAAUCUGUGUCUCUGUUCCAAAGGCUGCCCUUGAACCUGGAGCUUUUGAAAAGGGGACUUAUAAGAUGAAGUGUCUGUGUUCAUCCAUCCUUCCACCUCUCCUUCCCUGAUGAAUAACACUGAACACACCAACCAAUUUCAUCCAAACCUGACAAAGCAAUAGGGGUCUCCAGAGUAAGAAGUUUUUCCAGUUUAAUGAAAAGGAUGGCAAAGAAGGAGGAGCAAGACCUUAGCAGUGCUUCACUGUGUGGAAGAGUAGGGUGUGAACUCAUCUUCAUACAGCAUCAAAGAAUGAACACAAGAGGGAUGUCAGAAAUGCCACAACAACAAGCUUUCUUCAGACCUCAGAUUUUACUAGGCACCAAAGAAUCAAACUUUGACACAUCAGUCCAAAGGAAAAUAUUUAUUUACAGGGCUUCCAUGUAUUCUGCAUUACAGAAUUAUAAUGUGUAAAUUAAGCCUUCCUAAGUGAUCAUCUGGGAUCACUCAUCCUCAUGCUUUCUCUCUCUUACCUUUCUUCACAGUCAUUUUGUUUGGGUUUUAUUUUGUUGCUUUUGUUUUGUUUUUUUGGUUUUUUUUUUGUAAUGAAGAAGUGGAACAAUUUCAGUAGCAAAAUAAUGCACUCAGAAUCAUAAUGAUAGUUACAAUGCCUUGUCAGGAACAAAGAUGACUGAUCUUUGUACAUUUAACCAUAUUCAGUGUCAGCUGGAGAGAAGCCCUGUUUUGCUGAUGACAUGGCCAUAUAAGCAGUUGUGAUAACUCAAGCCCAGCAAUAGUAACAUAUGGCUUUGCACCAGCAGUAAGGUGGAGAGGGGGAAGAGCAGGGAAAACACCAACCCAUUCAUGAGCAGCACACAUAGACUGAGAAGGUGCACCCUCAGUUCUCCAGAUGAUCUCUCUGAUUUUAAAUCCAGUUCCUGACAAAUUUUCUGCUGUGUUCCCUAAGUUAGAUCCCAUCACCAGACUUACUGCUCUAUAGGGGUAUUGCUAAUGCAGUCAUUAGUAGAUCAAUAAAUUUGAUUAAGUGUGACUAAAAAGGAGCACGGAGCUUCAGCUGUAAUGCCUGGGGGGAUUUGUCUUGGAUUAAUAAACAUCCUGAGCAAAUGGUAGAAGAAAAAUAGAGAUUUUGAUUUGCUUAACUCACUUUUUUACUUUUGUGACACCCACUAGUGUGAUUUUUCAAAAACCAAACACUUAGUGAUUCUUUGUAAUGCGCCUGUAGAGUACACGUCACUGUAUUUAAACCUCAAACCACUUACAGCACACAGUAAUUACCACCAUGGGAGCAAUCUCUAAAGCCACAUUAAUGUGUUGAUCUGUGCCAACAGAAUGCCAAGUCAUGUGUCCCUGCUUGAAAUAUGCCACACAGAUUCUAAAAUAUGCUCUGCAUAUUCAGCAUUUCUGAUCAGAUGUGGAAGAGCAGGUCUUUAAAUGAAGUAAGCUACUGUCCUGCUGGGUUUCAGGUACUUGGCAUAAGCUGCAACAGUCAGGACAAUUUUCAGACCAAUUAUGUGUUCCCAUCACACAUCAGUGGCCAAUUUCACUGAGUUGCUUUGAAACACGUAGUUUGCUGGCGGGAGUUUUUGUGAGCUCAUCUUUUGAACUUGUUUUCAUUUAGGGGAAUGGUUUUCUCCCCUGUGUCAGUGUGAGUUAUCCUCUUUCUCUUAAUUUUGCUGGAGCCCUCUUGGGCAAAAUGAUAUGCAAUAUUUCUCAUUAUAUAUAUUAACUUCACUUUGAAUCUUGCUCCCUACACAUUGCUCUUACCUUGGCUUUUUUUUUUUUUCCUUAAAAUAUAACCAGGGUUAACUACUGUCAGGUGCAGAGCUAUCAGCUCUCAGGUAUGAAACACUCAGGUGUGAAUGGUUCUCCAAACAAAAAACCUCUCUUUGGGAUUUUAAAAAUAAAAAUACUGAUGUAUGAUUCUCUUCUGUUGCUUGGUGUGCAUUGUCUGUGGUACAUUCAUUUUUGUAUUAUCUGGUGAUAGUUGUAUAUAUUGUAAGGAGAAAUUAAACUUUAUAUGUUAAAAUGUCACUUGAUGUGCUUCAUUA